This is a messenger RNA of Alternaria conjuncta, 960 nucleotides long. RefSeq lists its product as uncharacterized. The transcript has a single exon. The coding region runs from base 1 to 960 and encodes 319 amino acids. The record is from RefSeq and is a predicted model, not a curated record. NCBI's taxonomy places the organism in Eukaryota, Fungi, Ascomycota, Dothideomycetes, Pleosporales, Pleosporaceae.
AUGCCUCUCUACGACUCCAAAGCAGCCUUCCUCGCUUCGGACAUGAAGGCAUGUCCCAUGCCGCCCUCCGACCCCUCUUGUCCUAUCUGUCGCGAGGACCUCCAGCCUCACGAGCCAGAAGCCUUAUCCACGGUUCCCUCAGGCGAAGCCACACAGAACGUCACCCCCACCCCUGACAGCUCCGCCGAUAACAAUGAUAACAUUGUUACCGCCACUGCCCUCACCGUCGAUGCCCACGCCCUACUCGCUGAACCACCUGUAGACCGCUCACCCGUCAGGGAAGACCACCCGCCAGUCAAGGAAGACCACUCCCCCGUCAAGGUCACCUGUUGCAACAACAUCUUCGGCCGCGAUUGUCUGGAAUCCUGGCUCACCAGGGCAAACAGCUGUCCAUUCUGCCGCGCCGAGUUCUUCCCAUCGCGGACUGUACCAACCGGAAGAUGGUUCAACUGGUUUGCUCGGGGCAUGGAGGCUCGAAUCGACGUGGGGUUGGAGGCAGCGAGAGCUCGAUCUGGAGAGGGCAUGCAGGCGGCGCAUGCUCGAUACACAGAGAUGAUGGAUCGCAUUACACUCACACACGUAGGAAAUCUGCGUGCACAGAUGAUGCUGGAGGAGACAGUGCUACAGCGUACGUUUGAGGCUCUGCAGCAGGCGAGCCCGGAUGUGGAAUUGGCGGACCAGGAUGACGCUGAGGAUGAGUCUGAGUUGUCCUUCGAGACCGAGUCGGAGGAUGAGUCUGAUUCAAUGCCCGAGCUAGAGCCGUUGGAUGAAAUGGAAGGGUACCACUCGGAGUCUGGGUCUGUUCUGAGCGAAGAUGAGGAUGACGAGUCUGAGUUUGAGGAUGGAGAUGAGGAUAGCGGUGAUGAGGACGGUGGGGGCGAUGGACCCCCGGAGGGACCUGGAUCUGGAGGCGCGGUUUGUGUUGAGUGCGCUCAUACAGGUGCUUCAGUGCGAGCCUAG